AUGGCGAUGAAUGCAAUCAAAUCAAGUAGAGAAGCGCUUAUUCAAAGGUUAAGUAAAUCUAAAACAGAAGCUAAAAACGAGAUAAGGGAUUUCCGAAAAGCGAUGGAAACGCUUCUAAAAUCUCUCGAGAAAGAAUCUUUAAAAGAAAUUGAAGAACAAUUCAGGCAAAUGAAGCUACAAUUAGAGGAGGAGAAAAAAGGAGCAGAAGAUGAAUUGGCCAUUUUAAAACAAGCUGAGGAGGGUCUCGUGAAAGCAGAAGGGAACCGAGCCCAACAAUUUGUUUCCCUGAAAAGUGCGCAGAAUAUAAUUGCUCAAAACGAAGAGAUGUCUCGCUCAUUACGAUUAACAAAUGAUGCCAAUAUAUCAUUCGCUCCCGAUUCAACUAUACGUAAUUUCUUAUUAAACUGUAAGACGCUUGGAUCAGUCAACCACCAUGUUGCCACACAGAUGCAACAGAGGAAAGCGCUGUAUGCAAUUAAGGCAAGAAGAGAAUUUAAUAUCAAAAUGCAAAAUGAUGCGUCAUCCUGUUGGGUAAAUGGUUCAUGUUUAACAGAAGACGGUGCCCUGCUUAUGGCUGACUACAAAAACAACACACUGAAACGAGCAAACAAUGUCACAAAUCCAGUGCUGGAUCAUUGUAAAUUACCCGAUCACCCUUUAAGUGUAUGCUGCGUAAGUAAGCACGAAGCGGCCGUCACUUUGAAUAAAAACACUGUUCAAUUUGUCUCCCUUGCAGAUCAGAUGACGCCUACACGUCAGAUAAAGCUGACCCAUGAUUGCUUUGGUAUCGCUUACAAGGGAGAUAAAUUGUAUAUAACUGAUAACAUUAACUCACUCUAUAUACACGAUAUGACAGGAAACCUACUGAAGAAAGUCUUACAAAACAUUCCCGGGAGUCGGCAUAUUGCCUUCAGUGAUACUGGAAAUGAAACGUUUGUAAUAUGUCUGGGUAUAGGCCUUAUAACUAUUGAUGUGAAUGCAAAACAUACGAACACUUACACUGCUUCAGAUAUCUCAGAUUCAACAGGAAUUUGUUCAGAUGGAAGUGGCAAUCUGUUUGUGUGUGGAUUCAAUUCUAGUAAUGUUGUCCAGAUUGGACAAGAUUUAAAUAAAAUUGGUGAAAUAGUGAAACGAUCAAAUGGACUGAAAAAUCCUCAGUCGCUGUGCUAUGACCACCGGACUUCAACUUUGAUCGUCACACAAUCACACCAAUCAAACAGCGACAUAGUGAAAUUAUUCGACUUACAAUAA
Molecule: messenger RNA, 1251 nt
Organism: Mercenaria mercenaria
Lineage: Eukaryota; Metazoa; Mollusca; Bivalvia; Venerida; Veneridae
Exons: 1
Coding region: 1-1251 (416 amino acids)
Biological process (GO): proteasome-mediated ubiquitin-dependent protein catabolic process; negative regulation of translation; protein polyubiquitination
Molecular function (GO): ubiquitin protein ligase activity; translation repressor activity
Source: RefSeq, a predicted model, not a curated record